Molecule: messenger RNA, 2739 nt
Organism: Triticum urartu
Lineage: Eukaryota; Viridiplantae; Streptophyta; Magnoliopsida; Poales; Poaceae
Source: RefSeq, a predicted model, not a curated record
CAUCGACAAGUAAUCGCUACCCCUCCCCUCCUCUGCCCGUGGCCCGUGCUGGCGGCGGCGACCUAGACCGUCCUGCAGUGUCGCGCCCCCGUCCCGCACCGUUGCCGGCAGGCUGCCUCUCCUCCCCAACCGCACCUCCACCGGCAGGCCUCCUCUCCUCCCCAACCGCGACGCCGGCAGGAUUCGUCUCCUCCCCAACAGCGACGCCGCUCGGUUGCCUCUCCUCCUCAACCGCGACACCGCCCGACUGCCUCUCUUCCCCAACUGCACCGCCGCCCGCAGGCCUCCUCUCCUCCCCAACCGCGACGCCGGCAUGCUUCGAUUCCUCUCCAGCAACUAGCCGUCGUCCGAGCGCCGCCGGACCUCUGCUCUUAAGAUUUAGCAUGGAGGGUGUUGAGGGUGAUGAACCAGACUAUCAUCCUGAAGAAUUAGAAGGGCAUGAGGCUGAGGGUUAGAUGGAGCUGUUUAUUGUACCUCCAAAUCCUUCUCGUGUACGGCAGAAAUCUGCAGGUAAAAGGGGGAAGAGGCCAGCAUCUACUACAUGUUCAGGAAGUGGACAAUCGACAGGACAACAGCAGCCUACAACCGAAGCACAGCAGCAACCUACAGCCAAAGCACAGCAGCAACGCAGUGCGUCCUCUAGCAGUAGCAGACUGAAGUCAAAAGUAUGGUUGGACUUCACCAAGAUAUCCAAAGAUGGUGAUGCCUAUAUUGUAGCUAAGUGCAACCAUUGCUCCGCUGAGCUGUCAGCUAAAUCUGGACACGGUACAUCUCAUCUCCUUAGGCACACCGAAUCGUUGCAUAAGACUGAUCAAUCAACAAUGAAUAAUUUUUUCUUGAAAUCUGAAACAAAUGAUGAUGGAACAAAUGCAUUGAGAACUGUUAGAUAUGAUGCUCAAGCAGCUAGGCAUGGAGUCUCUAUUUAUCUUGUGUCCGGUUCUCAUCCAUUUACAACAGUUGAAGAAGAUGGUUUUAGAACAAUGAUGACUGAUUGUUGUCCAGCAUUCAAGAGUAUUGGUCGGCACACAAUAAAAGAGAGAUAAUGGCAAUGUUUCUUGACCAGAAAAAAGAAUUGCUUGAAAUUAUUGUUGCUGCCCCUGGUAGAGUAAGUUUCACAUCUGACAAUUGGAAAUCUGAAGUCACCAAGCAUAGCUAUAUUUGCAUUACCUGUCAUUACAUAGAUGCUGAUUGGAAACUAAACCAAAGAAUUGUCUGGUUCAAAAAAAUUGAUCCACCAUAUGAUGGAGCAUCUAUUGCCGAUGAGGUCCAUCUAGCUUUUCAUGAAUGGAGGAUUGAGAAGAAAGUAAUGUGCAUCACUCUUGAUAAUGCAGCCUAUAAUGAUAGAAUGAUUGUUUGCUUGUGAACCCACUUGUCUCAAGGUGCUUUACCUUUGUCCGGCAAAUUCUUUCAAAUUCGUUGUUGUGCACACAUACUGAAUUUGGUAGUUCAAUCUGGUUUGACAUUGAUUGAUAAAGCUAUGGCCAAACUUAGAGAUGGUAUAAUGUAUCUAAAGGCUUCAAGUAAUAGGCUGCACAAGUUUCAUAGCACUGCUACAACUACUUUCAACCUAGAAGAAUCAAGGAACUUGAAACCUGACAUGCCCAUUCGUUGGAAUUCAACGUAUACUAUGCUUGGCUCCUGUUUAUACUUUAAAGAAGUGUUACAGUGGUAUUCUAAGAGGGAUAGCAUCUUCAAGGUGCAUUUUUGGCCAUGUGAGGAAGAAUGGUCCAAGGUAUCUCAUAUGUAUCAGUUUUUGAAGGUUUUCUUCGAGGUAACUACUAUUUUCGCAGGAACAAAAUAUCCAACAGCCAACUAGUACUUCAUGAAUGUUUAUCUAGUUCACACUGCUAUUAUUGAGGCUACCGAUGGUAUACAUGGCUACAUGGGUCCUAUUGUUUAUUAUGAGAGAAAAGUUCAUGAAAUAUUGGUCUGACUAUAGCGUAUUUCUAUCUUGUGCUGCUGUUCUUGAUCCUCAUAUUAAGUUCAAGUUCUUGGCUUAUUCCUACUCCAAGUUGUAUGAAGAGGAUGAUGCCAAGCGUCGAAUUGCUGAUGUUAGAACUACCUUGACUUCUUUAUUUAAUGAAUAUGGUAAUGUUGUACCCGUUCAUGACAACUUAUCCAAAACUAGUAUGUCAAGCACUUGUGGACUUGGUGCCUUUGCUGACUAUGAUCAGUAUGUGGAAAGCACAAGCACAUUUGAAGAGAAAUCUGAAUUGGAAUUGUACUUGGCUGAACCUGCGAAGAGGUUGAAUGAGAACAUUGAUAUCUUGGAUUACUGGAGCAAGUCUGCAGCUAGGUAUCCGCAGCUAGCAAGAUUGACACGUGAUAUCCUUGUUGUUCCCGUGUCAAGUGUUGCAUCAGAAUCUGCUUUCAGCUUGAGUAAGAAGGUUAUAACCCCGAGCCGAGCCUCACUUAAACCAAAGACGGUUGAGGCCUUGACGUGUUUGCAAGAUUGGUAUCGCUGCAAAUUGGAGAAGAAAGAUGGUAAUAAGAGAAAGGCAGAAGUGGUUGAGCUAGAUGAUGAAAAUUCUUCUUCCGAUGAUGAAUAGUUCUUGCUAGAGCAAUGAGAUGAGUAGAAGAUACGGAGAAGGCAUGUCGAGAUGGCAACAAGCAGCUACUGGUCCUUAUUUUUGGUUCUAUGAAUUGGCCAUCUGGCAUGUAAUAAUACAUUUAUGCACUUGUGUUUCUAGAAACUUGAAACUAGAAUGUUUGAUACUAUUUGAUGUGAAAACAAUGCUC